UCCGAGCUCAGGGACGUUCGACGUACGGCGAUACGGGGCCCGCGGCGAUGGAAGAACUGAUGAUAGCAAGGCUUUUAUGGAUACAUGGACAGCAGCAUGCUCAUCCAGCGGUGUGGCUACGGUGCUAAUUCCUAAAGGGACUUAUCUCACUGGUCCUGUGAAAUUCCACGGCCCUUGUACCAAUGUUCGUUCUAUAACAGUCCAAAUGCAGGGAUAUGUGAAGGCUUCGACGGAUUUGAAUCGGUACGUGUUGGGAGACGAUUGGUUCGAGUUCGCUUGGGUCGAUAGGCUGACGCUGACCGGAGGAGGGACGUUCGACGGGCAGGGAGCGGCCUCAUGGCCUUUUAACAAGUGUCCUCAGAACAAGAACUGCAAAGUCCUUCCCACUUCGGUGAAGUUUGUGACGACCACAAACACUGUAGUGAAAGGGAUAACAUCAGUAAACAGCAAGUUCUUCCACAUAGCUCUGGUCGGAUGUGAGAACUUCUGGGGCGGCAAUAUCAGGAUUAGUGCCCCUUUUGAUAGCCCCAACACCGACGGCAUCCACAUUGACCGUUGCACUGGAGUCACGUUAUACUCUUCUGUGAUCGGUACAGGCGAUGAUUGCAUCUCUGUUGGACAUGGCAACUCUCAAUUACUCAUUAGUGGGAUCACCUGUGGACCAGGACAUGGUAUCAGUGUUGGUAGCUUGGGGAGGUAUAUUGACGAGAGAGACGUUCGAGGACUCAUCAUCAGAGACUGCACACUUGAGGGCACAAUGUUCGGAGUGCGGAUCAAGACAUGGCAAAAUUCUCCGGGGAUAACUUCAGCCUCCAACUUGACAUUUCAAAACAUUGUCAUGAAAAAUGUAGGCAAUCCAAUCUACAUUGACCAAAUGUACUGCCCAUAUUCCUCUUGCUCUAACAAAUCGCCGUCGAAAGUCAAGAUCAGCGAUAUAUUCUUUAAGAACAUUAGAGGGACAUCGACGACUCCCACUGCAGUGACACUCAAAUGCAGCACAGGAAUUCCUUGUCAGAAUGUAAACCUUCAAGAUGUGCAUCUUCGAUAUGUAGGGCGAGAGCCUUCAAGUUCAACGUGCUUGAAUGUCAGAGCGUCAUAUACCGGGAUGCAGAUACCACCACCUUGCCAGUAGUCAUUGCCGGUGGAUUAUUAGGGUGAAUUGGUCACAAUUCUGUCGUGAAUUUGAGCGAGGUAGUGUUUUUUUCGGAGGGUAGAUGGAUUGUAGGUUUCAUUGUAUAAUGAUGUAUGAAGAGUUGGGUUUUAUUUGAAGGUCCCCUCUCGUGUUGUAAUUUUGUAAAAGAUAAUAUUUG
Messenger RNA from Asparagus officinalis (garden asparagus), 1310 nucleotides. Its product is annotated as exopolygalacturonase-like. The transcript has 6 exons. The coding region runs from base 77 to 1132 and encodes 351 amino acids. Lineage: Eukaryota; Viridiplantae; Streptophyta; Magnoliopsida; Asparagales; Asparagaceae. Gene Ontology annotation, biological process: carbohydrate metabolic process. The record is from RefSeq and is a predicted model, not a curated record. Gene Ontology annotation, molecular function: polygalacturonase activity.